Sorex fumeus (smoky shrew) is the source of this 936-nucleotide messenger RNA. RefSeq names its product olfactory receptor 13D1-like. Gene Ontology annotation, molecular function: G protein-coupled receptor activity; olfactory receptor activity. Gene Ontology annotation, biological process: G protein-coupled receptor signaling pathway. Bases 1 to 936 code for a protein of 311 amino acids. Gene Ontology annotation, cellular component: membrane. The transcript has a single exon. The record is from RefSeq and is a predicted model, not a curated record. Lineage: Eukaryota; Metazoa; Chordata; Mammalia; Eulipotyphla; Soricidae.
AUGGAGACAGGGAAUUAUUCAACAGUGACUGAAUUCUUUCUGGUGGGACUGUCCCAAUACCCAGAGCUUCGGAUUUUGCUCUUUGUCCUUUGCCUCAUCAUGUACGUGAUAAUCCUCCUAGGAAAUAGCCUUCUCAUAAUUAUCAUCAUCCUCGAUUCUCGCCUCCACACCCCUAUGUAUUUCUUCCUUGGGAACCUCUCAUUCUUGGAUAUCUGUUACACAUCAUCAUCCAUUCCCACAAUGCUGGUGAUGUUUGCAUCUGAAAGAAAAUCUAUGUCCUUUCUUGGCUGUGCUCUACAGAUGUUUCUGUCUCUGGGAUUAGGUUCCACUGAGUGUGUCCUCCUGGCUAUGAUGGCAUAUGACAGGUAUGUGGCCAUUUGCAGUCCACUGAGAUAUCCCACCAUCAUGAAGAAGAUGUUAUAUGUACACAUGGCUGCAUGGUCCUGGAUCAUGGGCGGUCUGAAUUCCUUACUGCAAACAAGUCUGGCAAUGACAUUGCCUUUCUGUGGUAGUAAUGUUAUUGAUCACGUAACCUGUGAGAUAUUGGCCCUGCUUAAGCUCGCAUGUGCAGAUAUUUCCAUAAAUGUAUUCAUCAUGGCAGUGGCAAGUUUUGUUUUAUUGAUAGCUCCUUUGAUGCUAAUUUGUAUCUCCUAUGUUUUCAUUCUCUCUUCCAUCCUGAGAAUUAAUUCUGCUGAAGGGAGAAAGAAAGCCUUCUCUACCUGUUCAUCCCAUCUGACUGUAGUCAUCUUGUUUUACGGUUCAGCCCUUUUCAUGUACAUGAAACCUAAGUCGAAGGACACAACUGUUUCUGAUGAACUAAUUGGGCUGUCCUAUGGCGUGAUCACCCCAAUGUUAAAUCCCAUCAUCUACAGCAUGAGAAAUAAAGAUGUGAAAGAAGCUGUGAAGAAAAUACUGAACCGACAUUUGCAACUAUAG